CCUGGUAGUUCAGAUCGAUGCCACAUCUGAAAUAAAAAAUUGUGAAUUCUUUCAUUUAGCUCAAAGAGCAAUAGUCGUGUCCACUUUGUCAGUACUGAAUAAUCUGGCAAGAGACAAACAAUUAUCGGGCUUUAUGAUGCAUUUACUCAUAGUUUCAACGCCGCCUUAGGCAGCAUCCGCCUAUUUAAGUCUAUGUCAAGCUUCGCCGAUUUAUGCAAGGCAUGGCAACACCAUUUUGUGUUUCUUCAUCGCGCAUCAGAUUACCAGCUAUAUUAGUUUGUUAGUUGACAAUCACUGAAGUAUAAGUGCGCAGUCUUGCUCGAAGGCCGAAGAAGAUGUCCAAACAUACGGGUUUUCUAUGACGGCAUGCUUCUUGCACUAUUAAGGUCUGCAUCUGCUCUUAACCGGCACUUAGUAACUCGACUUCGAAAAGCCACAUUGCGAUUCAAAAUGGAGAAUGUAAACCCAAAGUCCAUCAACAAAAGAAAUUUCACGAUCAUUGUUGAAGGAAAUAUUGGCUCGGGAAAAUCGACAUUUCUCAAUUCAUUCGGAAAUUUGUCUGAUAUUACCAUUAUGCCUGAACCUGUACAUCGAUGGACCAAUCUUGGUGGAAAACACAAUCUACUUGAACUGAUUUACAAAGACCCACUCAGAUGGAACAUGGCCUUUCAAAGCUACGUUCAACUCACAAGAUUACAGAUGCACACUAAAAAGGUUCCAACGACGUUUAAGCUUAUGGAGAGAUCACUGUACAGUGCGCGGUAUUGCUUUGUGCAAAACUAUAUUAAUACCAACAUGAUGACAGAUUGCGAGCGCAUCAUUUGUAACGAAUGGCUCGAGUUUAUCUGCGCGACGCAGGACGUCAGUGUAGACCUCGUCGUAUAUCUGCGCACCAAUCCGGAGGUAGCCCUCGAGAGGAUCCGAACGCGCAAUCGGAAUGAAGAAGCAGCCGUUCCUUUGGAAUAUCUUCAGGCUCUUCAUGUUCUUCACGAUGAUUGGCUUCGGGGGACAUCACAGUUUAAGCUUCCUGCCCCUGUUGUAGUAAGCACUAAGAACUGGACGCUAACAGAUCCGUGGAAGAGGUGCGAGCUGAUUUCAAGAGCUACGUUCUACGGAACAUGACUCAAAUGUGUUACCUAGCCAAUGAUGAAGUUUAGCUUGGGCAAACGACAUCGGCUGGCCGGCCUGUUUAAAAACUCCUAGCCUAAGAUAGUCAAGGGCUAGUGUCUCCUGCCUCAUAACUCUGCAACCUUGUUUCAGUCUAAACUGGAAUCUUAGCUUUUAAGAAACCUAAACAUAGUCUAAAUGCAAUAAACAAAUAUGUGAGUGCUUAUAAAUGUAUCGUACAAUAAACUAAUGUAACAACA
This is a messenger RNA of Varroa destructor (honeybee mite), 1367 nucleotides long. RefSeq names its product thymidine kinase 2, mitochondrial-like. The record is from RefSeq and is a predicted model, not a curated record. Gene Ontology annotation, molecular function: ATP binding; deoxynucleoside kinase activity. Gene Ontology annotation, biological process: nucleobase-containing compound metabolic process. Gene Ontology annotation, cellular component: cytoplasm; mitochondrion. Lineage: Eukaryota; Metazoa; Arthropoda; Arachnida; Mesostigmata; Varroidae.